This is a messenger RNA of Oikopleura dioica, 1791 nucleotides long. The record is from the annotation of a GenBank genome assembly. Lineage: Eukaryota; Metazoa; Chordata; Appendicularia; Copelata; Oikopleuridae.
AUGGCUGAAAGCGCCAAACGUAUGUGGUCACCGGACGAGCUUGAACCAAGUCUUGGUGACUCCUUGGCUAAGAAGGUUUGCUUAGCUCCAGCGCUUGAGAACGACGCGGAUGCUCCAAUUGAGAUUCCGGUGGCUGCGACUGCUGAGGUCACGACUUCUGAAGUCUCUUCUCUUGAGGCCUCGACUCUUGAUGACUCGAUUGUUGAUCUCUCGACUCCUGAUGUCUCGACUGGGGACGGCUUCAUUGCUGAUGUCUCGACUAAUGAUGUCUCCACUGCUGAGGUCUCGACGGUUGAAAUACCAAAUGAUGAUUCGAGCAUGGAUCUGACUAUUGACUUGACUAAACCUCUUGACUUGUCUACUCGUCCUCCCCGACGAAAAGCUUCCAUGGUUAACAAGCAGCAAAAAGUCGUGAAAAAGUACCGCCCACCGCUCAUCUUGUUCCCCAAGAGUCGAGCGGAUCGAGGAAACAAAACUUCCACUCCGAAGGCUUCGCGAUCUGAGCUGUCCAAGAUGCGAGCCGAAGUAAAGAAGGCCCGAAGCGAGAAAAAGCCCGCCAAGAGAAGCGCCAAGAAGCCGGGCAAGGUGGAGGCCAUCGUUGACAUCUGCGGGGACGAACCUGUCGAGACUCUUAUUAUUGACUCGGAUGAUGAUGAGUUGCCGCUAACUCAAAGCCUCCGAAGCUUGAGUAUUCAUGAUCGUCAGCUCGUGAUCCCGCAAUUGAUAAUCAUCGACUUCAUGUGCCGACGGUCAAAAUUAAUGAAGAUUGCCUUGGAAAACGCCCACCUAAAUGGUCUUAACAAUCUUCCCCUAAUGGGCAAAGAAGCGUUCACUAAAGUCCAGAAGUACGAAGAUGUAAUCAGUGCUCGCACUAUCGAUUUGACUAUGGACUACUCGGCUGGUCCAGCAAUCCUUGAUAAUGAGGAGCACGUCGAAAUCAUCGAUAACCGCCCAGUAGUCCCCGUCGACUAUCCCGCCGUCGUCGACUAUCCCACUCCAGCCCUGAUGCCAGUUAUGGCCCCUAUUCCGCCAAAUGAAUGUGGGGAAGUAUCAAAUCUUCAAUUCCCUAAAAAGAUUUGGUACAUCGUAAACAACCCAUUCUAUCACUGCAUGUUCUGGUCGGGACGAGGGUGCGAUGCUGAUGUACGUGCCGAAAACGGCCACGGAGAUGCACCAGGCUCCACAACAUUUGUGAUCAACAAAAAAUGGGUCCUCCAGCCUGGACAGGUUCUGGAUGUCAACAACCAGACCCUCUUCACGACAUCAAACUAUCAAAGUUUGAUCCGUCAGUUGAAUCUCUAUGGAUUCAGAAAAGUCAAGCGAUCCGCUGAGGAUCAUACCUAUGCGCAAUUUCGGCGCAACAUUUCAAGGAUCGUUGAUCCCCUGACUUCGAGGCCAUCCCAAAGUGGUGAAUUUGAUGAAUUCCGCCACACCUUUUUCCGUGAAAAUCGCGAACAUAAGGUUAAGUUCAUCAAGCGACAGAAGCCCUUCAAGCCAACCAAGUCCGUUUGCGACCCACCAGUAUUUACGAAGGGCUUCUCUCAUAGCGCCGAGCCCGUUCGACGAUCUUUGGCCCCGAUUCCGAUCUCGGAUAAAGAUUCCGAAUGUGAGUCCGACACCUAUUCCGACGACUACCAAUUUGCCGACGAUGAGGUCAUCGAUUUGGCUCGAAUGGCCAUGUCCGGCGAAACGGUUUACAAUCCACUCGGCGACGGAAACUUCGAAGAGACGGAUGAUGACAAUGGUGAUGACCCCGAAGCUGCGUUCGGCCCAAAAGGAGCUUCAUCUUAA